This is a messenger RNA of Aspergillus homomorphus CBS 101889, 650 nucleotides long. RefSeq lists its product as uncharacterized. The coding region runs from base 47 to 295 and encodes 82 amino acids. The record is from RefSeq and is a predicted model, not a curated record. The transcript is spliced from 3 exons. NCBI's taxonomy places the organism in Eukaryota, Fungi, Ascomycota, Eurotiomycetes, Eurotiales, Aspergillaceae.
UUUUUCCUUUCAAGUCCACUCUCAAACUACAACCCACUAAAUCAAGAUGUUCAACCUCUUCAAGUCCUCCAAGGAUUCCGCCCCCGAGGCCACCUGGAACCCCGACACGGUGACCAUGACCACAAUGCAACAACCCACCAGCCCACAAGCUCCGACCACCGAGCGCGUCGUCACCGAGCAGCCUUCUUCCCAAGAACAAAUGAACAUGACCCUUCGUGGUGGUGGUGCCGGUGGUGUUUGCUGCGGAGUGUGCGCCGGUUUGAUGUGCUUUGAGUGCUGUGAGGAGUGUUGCUAAACAAAAUUCUCAUCUGGGUCGGUUUUCGCUGGGAUCGGAUCUACACCUCGCAUUCUACAAUCAAUUGGAGAUGGUGAGAUCGCGACACGUGCUUGAUGCGAUAUGGCUAGAUUCUAUAUCUUGUUGAGGGAUGGCUAACGGGCGGCGGGCAUCCGGCUGGUCGGUCGAUUGGCUCUUGCUGUUUCCGCUGGUUGGAUACAAUCUUGAUUCUAUGAGUCGAUUGGGUUGUGACGUUGGGAAUGACUGUUGGCUUUUCUUUACGUGUUGAUGUGAUGGAUGGAUGUCUAUACCCCUUUUUUGCUUUUCUUUUAGUGGUUUUAUGUGAGAUGAAAUGUUAUUCUUCUGGUUUGACUGU